Molecule: messenger RNA, 1549 nt
Organism: Entrophospora candida
Lineage: Eukaryota; Fungi; Glomeromycota; Glomeromycetes; Entrophosporales; Entrophosporaceae
Source: the annotation of a GenBank genome assembly
AUGACUUCACAACGUCUUAAAAAUUCAGUGGUGUCAAUUCAUUCUCAAAUCAGAGAAUAUCCUGAAGUUUUUAGAAAUGAUUCUGGAAUAAUGUUUUGUAUUUAUUGUGACAAAUCUAUUGACUGGAAACACAAAUCAACAAUAGACAGUCAUGUCAAUAGUAUUAAGCAUGAAUCAAAUAAAAGAAAAUACAAAGCUAAACAACAAGUAUCUCACCAACAAACCCUUCAAACUACACUUAGAGCAGCAGAUUCCAAAAAAAUUGUAAUAGAAGAUUUAAUUGAAGCAUUUGUUGGUGCUGAUAUACCACUUCAAAAGGUUGAUAAAUUGCUUCCCUUUUUCAAAAAGCAUUUAAGAGAAGGAGGUGCAAUUCCAAAAGCUCCAACUCUAAGACAAGUAUAUCUUCCAAAUAUUUUUGAAAGUCAUUUUUCUUCUCUUAAAUUGCUAUUUGAUUCUAAACCAGUUUCUAUUAUUAUGGAUGAAAGUUUAGAUGAUUGUGCUCGUAGUGUAGUAAAUACUAUUUUUGUAUACCACAAUUACACCAAGCUUGUUUCAGUUGAUUUUUUAGAUAAAGUCAAUAAUUCAACAAUUGGCCAGACACUUUUUUACAUCUUAGCAAAAUACAACAUACCUUUUGAUAAGCCAAUUGUUUUUUUGUCAGACUCUGCUGCAUAUAUGAAAAAAAGUUUUCGUGAGGUAUUACAUCCUGUUAUGAGACAAUUAAUUCAUGUACCAUGCUGUGCACAUAUUAUGAACUUGAUUGGUGAAACUUGGAUAAAAUUUCCCCAAUUUAUAUCACCAUGUAAAAUACCACUUCCUAAUGCAACAAGAUGGAAUUCAUGGUUUAAAAUGGUAUUAUAUACAAAAGAAUAUAUCAACUACUGGCCACAUUUUUUUGAAAGUGAAUUGCAAGAAAAUUCUAAUAAUACAUUAUUAGAAAUUCAUAAUACUUUACAAAAUGAACAUGAAAGAGGCAUUAUCACAAUUUAUGUUUAUUUCAUUUCAAUUUUUUCACAAGAAUUUAUUCAAACUCUUGAUUUUUUCCAACAAAAAAAUCUACCAGUAUUUCCUUAUAUUGAAACAAGACUCCAGCAUCUUACAGCAUAUUUAGAAUCAAAUAGAACUGCUGAAAAUUUUGGCUCAGGUCUUGAUGAAUUAAUUCUUAGUCUUCAUUUUGUUCCUAGAGAUUUUUAUCCAAUUUUUCGUGCUGCAUUUGAAGCUGCAUUUUUAAAAUUUUCUUUACAUAUACCUAAUCAUCCAGCACAUGAAUUAUUUUGUGCAUGUAGAGUUUUUGAUCCUGUUUUUAUUCAUCUGGGAGAUAUUCAACAAAGAAACAUUAGACUUUAUUCUACAAUUGUACCAUUUAACAAUCCUUCACAUAAUCUUUUGUAUGAAUGGGGCAUAUAUUGUGGAUUGGAAACUCCACUAGAUUUAGGAGAAAAUAUGAUUGAGAAGUUUUGGUUAGAUAAAGUGAAUGAAUUGCCAAUUUUGUCUAGCAUUGCAUUAGAUUAUAUUUGGCUACCAAUUUCCAGUUGUACAGUUGAAAGGA